AUGAUAUUAACAGAGAAUAAGCCAUCAACUGAACCUUCGUCGUUUAUUUUUUUAAAAAAUAUGUGCUCUUUUGCUUUAAUAAUUACACUUAUUAUUUAUACUUAUAAUCAGUUUUCACAAUUUUGUGAUUCGAUUUCUAAUCCCAAUCUUAAUUUCCGUCAACAAAACUUGAAAAAAUCAUUGUCUGACAGUCAAAAUGCCAAAAUUAUUAUAAGAGCUUGUAGUUCAUACCCUAUAAACUGUACUUACAAUAAUAAUGAAUGUGAACUAUAUGAAAACACCAAUUAUGAUACUACUACAUGUGACAGCGCUAAUUCUUUCCAUUAUGUUCUCGACUAUCAAGCAAUAGUAGAAAUAAAUCCUUUUAUCACUGAAGUUUAUUUGGAUGGGCUUGUAUUAGACGAUAAAUAUUAUAAAUCAAACACAAAUUCACUUAGAAAAUUAUUUAUUAUGAAUGAACAAACUAUGGUCGUAUAUUACUCAAUUACAAUUAGCGAACGUAUAACUGAUGAUUACGCAUAUGGUCUUGCGGGUGGUGAAGUCAUGGAUUUCGUUGACUUCAACGCGCAUACGUCUGCUAUAACCACUUCAAAAACACAAAAUAUAACAACCAUUAUAUUAAUGCCAGUAUCAAUGGAUAUUAAUUAUAAAGUGGAAUCUUAUUAUGAUUUUAGCAUGAUUAUAUCAAAUAUUGGUGGAUUCUUCAGUUUUUUAUCUGGAAUCUUUGUGUUUUUAUUUGGAACAAAUAAAUUGGCACCAUGGGGAUUUUUACAAACUCAUGUAUUUACUUGCUUAUGUACAAGAUAUCAAAGGAAACUUAUAAGGAAACUUAGAACUAAAUAUGAACCAAUUCCAUUCGUUAGUGGAAGGACCAAAAACGUCACAUUGGAGGAACGCGUUCAAAGUAUUGAAAAUAUACUCAAAGAAUAUUAUCUUGAUACUGAUUUUUUGAAUUCAUUAUUAAUAAAAGACAAAAUCGAUUACAAUAUAAUCGACGAUAAAGUCUAAAACAUUAAUAGAAUUUAUGAAUUGACCCUAAUUACUUAUGUGUCGUAAUAUUACACUACUUAUGAUUUAUUCCUUUUUUUCUUGACCUCAAGUCAAAAUUAAUCCGAAUGCCCGUAAUAAUUACUUACAGCUAGACAAUUUGGUUAUUUAGGUUUAGAGCAGUAUAAAUGUACUUAAAAGCUCGCAUUAUUCACACAAACAGAUCGGAGUUUACGGAUGUUUUUUUCUAAAUUAUGAAUGAAAUUUUAAUUUUUUUUUU
Molecule: messenger RNA, 1267 nt
Organism: Rhizophagus irregularis DAOM 181602=DAOM 197198
Lineage: Eukaryota; Fungi; Glomeromycota; Glomeromycetes; Glomerales; Glomeraceae
Source: RefSeq, a predicted model, not a curated record